CGAGCAUCCGUCUGUUUGACAUCCGUGAGUCCAACCGACUGCAGGCCGUCGCAGCCGCUGCCCUUCUGCUCACCUUCAACUCAAACGGUUAGAGACCCGGAACCAUGUCCAUCCUGAAGAUCCACGCUCGCGAGAUCUUCGACUCCCGUGGGAACCCCACCGUGGAGGUUGACCUUUACACCAAGAAGGGCCUUUUCAGGGCAGCAGUCCCCAGCGGUGCUUCCACUGGCAUCUAUGAGGCCUUGGAGCUCCGUGACAAUGACAAGACCCGCUACUUGGGCAAAGGUGUCUCAAAAGCUGUUGAACAUAUCAAUAAAACAAUUGCACCUGCUCUGGUUAGCCAGGAGGUCUCAGUUGUGGAGCAGGAGAAGAUUGACAAGCUGAUGCUGGACAUGGAUGGCACAGAGAACAAAUCCAAGUUUGGGGCCAACGCAAUCCUGGGAGUGUCUCUGGCUGUGUGCAAAGCUGGUGCUGCGGAGAAAGGAGUCCCCCUGUACCGUCACAUUGCGGACCUGGCCGGGAACCCUCAAGUUAUCCUGCCAGUGCCUGCCUUCAACGUCAUUAACGGCGGCUCACACGCCGGCAACAAGUUGGCCAUGCAGGAGUUCAUGAUUCUGCCUGUGGGUGCCAGCAGCUUCAAGGAGGCCAUGCGCAUCGGUGCUGAGGUCUACCACAACUUGAAGAGUGUCAUCAAGGAGAAGUACGGCAAGGAUGCCACCAAUGUGGGCGACGAGGGUGGCUUUGCCCCCAACAUUCUGGAGAACAAAGAAGCCCUGGAGCUGCUGAAGAACGCCAUCGCCAAAGCAGGUUACACUGACCAGAUUGUCAUCGGCAUGGAUGUGGCAGCCUCCGAGUUCUACCGCGAUGGGAAAUAUGACCUUGACUUCAAGUCUCCUGAUGAUCCCUCCCGCUACAUCACCCCUGACCAGCUGUCCGAUCUCUACAAGAGCUUUGUUAAGGACUACCCAGUGGUGUCCAUUGAGGACCCCUUCGACCAGGAUGACUGGGCAGCCUGGACCAACUUCACUGGCAGCACCACCAUCCAGGUGGUGGGUGAUGAUCUGACCGUGACCAACCCGAAGCGCAUUGAGACGGCUGUUGCCAAGAAAGCCUGCAACUGCCUGCUGCUGAAGGUCAACCAGAUUGGCAGCGUCACGGAGUCCCUUCAGGCCUGUAAGCUGGCCCAGUCUAAUGGCUGGGGUGUGAUGGUUAGCCACCGUUCCGGGGAGACGGAGGACACCUUCAUUGCUGAUCUGGUGGUUGGACUGUGCACUGGGCAGAUUAAGACUGGAGCACCCUGCCGAUCAGAGCGUCUGGCCAAGUACAAUCAGCUUCUCAGGAUUGAAGAGGAGCUGGGAGACAAGGCUCGCUUUGCUGGGAGAAACUUCCGGAAGCCUCUAAAUUAGAUGGCCUUGAUGCUUAACAUAUUCGUGCUACUGUGUAUCCCACCCUGAUUAUGUCAUCUAUGUUCAGUCUAAUUGGGCAGCUCAGAUACGGCACGUGAAACCAGAGGUCCAACUUAAGACGGUUGUGGUUAGGAAUUUCUGCCCCUUGUAACUGUCCGCUUCCAGCACUGGCUGUGUAACUGUUAGUUUAUUUUGCAUAGUGUGGCACUUAUUGGUAUUGAAAUGUAGUGUUUUGCUGUGUUUACAUUCAGUCCCAGUAAAGAGCAAAGCGUUUGUGCAGCGUGUCCCGUUAUAGGAAUCGAUUAUCUGGGGCACAUGAAACAAUAAAAGCACUGAAAUAGUUGGCCUUC
This is a messenger RNA of Scleropages formosus (Asian bonytongue), 1756 nucleotides long. RefSeq names its product alpha-enolase. NCBI's taxonomy places the organism in Eukaryota, Metazoa, Chordata, Actinopteri, Osteoglossiformes, Osteoglossidae. The transcript has 12 exons. Gene Ontology annotation, cellular component: phosphopyruvate hydratase complex. Bases 105 to 1406 code for a protein of 433 amino acids. Gene Ontology annotation, molecular function: phosphopyruvate hydratase activity; magnesium ion binding. The record is from RefSeq and is a predicted model, not a curated record. Gene Ontology annotation, biological process: glycolytic process.